Lodderomyces elongisporus is the source of this 993-nucleotide messenger RNA. It is a transcript of the gene MRS4, whose product is annotated as Fe(2+) transporter. Gene Ontology annotation, molecular function: ferrous iron transmembrane transporter activity. Gene Ontology annotation, cellular component: mitochondrial membrane. Gene Ontology annotation, biological process: iron import into the mitochondrion. Bases 1 to 993 code for a protein of 330 amino acids. Lineage: Eukaryota; Fungi; Ascomycota; Pichiomycetes; Serinales; Debaryomycetaceae. The record is from RefSeq and is a predicted model, not a curated record. The transcript has a single exon.
AUGGAACACACUAAUCAUCAAGUGCAGUUCUUGCCCAAAGACCCACUAGAGAUUGACUAUGAGGCUCUUCCAGAAGAUGCAUCGCUAUCUGCACAUUUGGGCGCUGGUGCCCUAGCCGGAAUCAUGGAACAUACAGUUAUGUUUCCCAUCGACUCAAUCAAGACACGAAUGCAAUUAAACUUGUCCAGCAAGGAUAUAUCGCGAGGCUUGCUCAAGUCGAUCUCGAAAAUUAGUUCUACCGAAGGGUUUUACGGAUUGUGGCGCGGUGUCUCUUCAGUUAUCUUGGGUGCAGGUCCUGCUCAUGCAAUUUACUUUUCGGUAUUUGAAUCAACAAAGACAUUUCUUUGUAAUAGAUUAACAAACUCAUCGCAGUUCAACACCAAGAUUGUUACCGAUGAGAACCAUCCGCUCAUUGCGAGUUGUGCUGGUGUUGCCGCAACAACUGCUUCAGACGCGCUCAUGACGCCCUUUGAUAUGUUGAAGCAAAGGAUGCAGGCAAGUGCCGCAUACCCCGAAAACAAACUCCAAUCCGUAAGAUUAUUAAAGUUUGCAGCAAACAUCUAUAAAACUGAAGGGUUGUCUGCAUUUUACAUAUCGUAUCCAACAACAUUACUCACCAACAUUCCCUUUGCCGCAUUGAAUUUCGGCUUCUACGAGUAUUGCUCAUCCUUGCUCAACCCGUCGCAUUCAUAUAACCCAUAUUUGCAUUGUGUAAGUGGUGGUAUUGCUGGAGGUAUUGCUGCCGCAUUAACAACGCCGUUUGACUGUAUCAAAACCGUGCUACAAACAAAAGGAAUGUCGCAAAACCCUGCAUUGAGAGAAGUUACUGGUUUCAAGAGCGCUGCAGCAGCACUACAUAAAAUAGGAGGCACCAAAGCGUUUUGGAGAGGAUUGAAGCCAAGAGUCAUUUUCAAUGUUCCAAGUACAGCUAUAUCAUGGACCGCGUAUGAGAUGUGUAAAGAGUUGUUGAUUAGGGAUAGACGAUUAAAUUAG